Molecule: messenger RNA, 2427 nt
Organism: Coregonus clupeaformis (lake whitefish)
Lineage: Eukaryota; Metazoa; Chordata; Actinopteri; Salmoniformes; Salmonidae
Product: glycoprotein endo-alpha-1,2-mannosidase-like protein
Exons: 4
Coding region: 924-2255 (443 amino acids)
Cellular component (GO): Golgi apparatus
Molecular function (GO): alpha-mannosidase activity
Source: RefSeq, a predicted model, not a curated record
UCCUUCUCCUGCUGUGUGUGGCGAGAAAACGAUAGAUAUAAAAGCAGUCUGCCUAAAACCGCAUGUCGACCUAGCGCAGACUAUUAAAUUUCGACAAAUUCUACCGUUCUGGAUAUGUGAUGGAUUAUAACGGUUUGUUCCCUGAAGAGCAGGUUCAAAUGCAUAAUCAAGGUAGAGAAGAGACGCGGAUAAACAAGGGGUAGAGGUAGCAGGCGAGCGGAGAGCACUUGCAGAAGACAAAGGUAACUGUGCUACGAACUAUGUGAUGAAUUAACAGCCGAGAAGAACAGCUGGGAGUUUGCAGGAAGCAUAGUUUGAAAAAAAAACUCGAGAGAUUGGCUUUUGAAAUAUGAACAGAGCGACAUGCUUUCUCUGCCUCCUCUCUCUGUGGAAUCUACAAAUGAGCUCUCCGCGAUCGGGAAGCAUAAAACCCCUAAAAUGACGAUGCCCUGAAAUAGUAAUGACAGUCAGUCGUUAGGAGAAGCUAAACCGUAACCGUUAGAGACUGAUGUGCUAUUCGUGGAUAGAGGCAGAAAACUAAGGACAAAUGAGAGAUUCGUUUAAAAACACAUUACCAGGAAAUUAUGAUGGUUUGACAGGCUAUAGCUUAGAUGUUUGAAGGGACAUGUAUUUGAUUCUUUGCGUUCAAGUCAGACGUCGAACUCAAGCCACGAACGCUGGCACUCUGAACUCUAUGACGAAACGCGCAAACCACUGUAGUGAUUGAGUGGCUUUUCCCACAUUCUUCUCAUGCUAAGUGUGUAUACUUGAAGACUUCACAUGUUGAUGGAAGAGACUGACAUAGAUCUACAUACGCUAUAGUUUCGACGAAAGCAAUCGACCGCUCGACUGUCCAUUCAUCUCAGCAACUCAGCACAGAGUGUUCUACUAAGCUUCUUUCAGCACCAGGGACAGCUACCAAAAUGACACGGCUGCGCAAGAAAGCUUUCAUUGCACUUUUCUUAUUCACCCUCUUCAUUUUCGGGACCAUGAUGGGCCUCAGAACACUGAAACCCAGCGAUGGCUUCUCAGACCUGGCCCCGGGGAUGGGAGAAUUUGUGGGGGAAAGAGGAGGCGACCGGCGACGGCCAGUUUCAAACGACAUGGUAGUUUCCCCUGGUCAGUCCCAUCUAGCCAGCGACACCAAAGUCGUCUUCACAAAAUCCGACCGUGACUACAGUAUAUUCUACGACGUACAAAUCUUCUAUUACCUAUGGUACGGCACCCCACAGAUGGACGGUAAAUAUAUUCACUGGGACCAUGUUCUAGUACCGCACUGGGACCCUAAGAUCGCCGCCAGCCACGCCAAAGGAAGACACACUCCUCCCGAGGACAUAGCGUCGAGUUUCUACCCGGAGCUAGGACCAUACAGUUCCAGAGACCCCACCGUGCUGGAGUCACACAUGUCGCAGAUUGAAGCGGCUGCAGCAGGGGUUCUGGUUCUGUCAUGGUACCCACCUGGCAUUGCAGACAACCAUGGUGAGCCAUGUGAAGACCUGGUGCCUGCUGUCAUGGACGCUGCCUACAGACACAGCAUCAAGGUGGCGUUUCACAUCCAGCCGUACAAGGGACGGACUGACCUCAGCAUGCAUGAUAACAUCAAAUACAUCAUUGACAAGUACGGGAACCAUGGCGCCUUCUACCGCUUCAGGUCGACCAAGGGGCGGAUCCUUCCUCUGUUCUACGUCUACGACUCCUACCUGACCCCACCUGAGGCCUGGGCCGAACUGCUCCACCCCACCGGCGCCCACACCCUCCGUGGCACGCCCUACGACGGCGUCUUCCUUGCCCUGGUCGUAGAAGAACGCCACAAACACGAGAUCCUGGCCGGUGGCUUCGACGGCAUGUAUACAUACUUCGCCUCCAACGGCUUCUCCUUCGGCUCUUCUCACCAGAACUGGAAGGCGGUCAAGGACUUCUGUGACGGGAACAACCUGCUCUUUGUGCCCAGCGCUGGGCCGGGAUACGUCGACACAGCAGUGAGGCCGUGGAACAACCACAACACGAGGAACAGGGUCAACGGACGCUAUUACGAGACCAGCCUGCAGGCUGCGCUAUCGGUGCGGCCGGAGAUCGUGACCAUCACGUCGUUCAAUGAGUGGCAUGAGGGGACACAGAUUGAGAAGGCGGUGCCCAGGAAGACGGUGACGCGACUGUAUCUGGACUACCAGCCCCACCGGUCAGAUCUAUACCUGGAACUCACCAGGAAGUGGGCCGAACACUUCAACAAGGAGAAAGACAAGUGGCUCAUGUAGAGGACAGGACUCCUGAUUGGACUGAGUCUAUGGGAAUAAUACCUUUUGGGUGUGACUAGAGCAAGUAAAACUGAGGAGCUUUUCCCACUACUGAGCUGAGCCGAACCGAGCCAAACAUUUACAUUACAUUUUAGUCAUUUAGCAGACGCUCUUAUCCAGAGCGACUUACAGU